CUAACAUAAAGGUGUGUCGAAUCAGUCUCCGGUGUUUUGCUGCUUUGAGUUCAAAAGGGACAAAACCUAUUAACUUUGUCAACUUUAUUAACUCCGUUACAAAGAGACAGCAGCUCAAAACGGCGACACACACGGAAACAGAUGUUAAACUAAAGGUGUGUCUGGCAAGGAAGUUCGAUUUAUUCCAGUGAAGAGAUGAGUGCUGAAAUUAGCACCAUCCCAACAUUACCACUUUUUUUGGAUUCUAUUUGGUCUAAACAAGCCAACGCAUCUCACAGCUCUGACCAAGACCACACCAACGCAUGGGUAACAGCACCCACGGCUGUAUACGACCCUCCUGUUUCCUACGUUGACAGAAUGGACCCACCCCAGCCCUGCCCGACCCCAGAUGAGGCCUGUGAACUGGGGUCUGAAUUUCAGGCCCAGCUCGACUUGUUCCUCAAGCUGGGGUUUUCCCAAAUGCAAGUUCAAGCUGCUUUCCUGAAACUCGGUCUCAACGCAGAUACAAAUAAAGUUCUGGGGGAGCUGAUACAGGCUGGUGUGCAAUCAGGGGAGAAAUUGGAACCCACGGCCUCCCCGUUGCUGGUUGCACGUGGGGACGGUACCAGUAAGACCCGGAAUGUCCAGACACACUGUCAUAGCGCUCUGGAAGUGUCUACGGCUCUGGAAGAGCUGGCAGAAGAUGACGAUACCCUUAGGCCGAUUGUUAUUGAUGGGAGUAAUGUAGCAAUGAGCCAUGGGAACAAGGAAGUUUUCUCCUGUCUGGGAAUUCAACUAGCAGUGAACUUCUUCCUGGAGCAAGGCCAUGUUGACAUAACAGUUUUUGUACCUUCCUGGAGGAAAGAGCAGCCGCGGCCAGACGUACCAAUUACAGAUCAACACAUUCUCCGGGAUUUGGAACGCAGGAAGCUCUUAGUGUUCACGCCGUCCAGAAGGGUGGCAGGAAAACGGGUGGUUUGCUAUGACGACCGUUUUAUCGUGAAGCUGGCGUACGAAUCUGACGGCAUCAUUGUAUCCAAUGACACGUACCGAGAUCUGCAGGGAGAGCGUCCUGAGUGGAAGAGAUUCAUCGAGGAGAGGCUUCUAAUGUACUCUUUCGUCAAUGAUAAAUUUAUGCCUCCGUAUGACCCUCUGGGAAGACAUGGUCCCACCCUUGACAACUUUCUGAGGAAAACUCCACGAAUAGCUAAGAAACAGCCAUGCCCUUACGGAAAGAAGUGCACAUAUGGAAUCAAAUGUAAGUUCCACCACCCAGAGCGAACCAAGCAAUUCCAGCGUGCCCUAGCCGACGAGCUACGAGACAAGGCAAAGAUUUCAGCUGCACCAAACAAACCACAGUCAUCUUCUCUUGCUCCCAGUCAAAGUCCCUCUCUGGAGGAAGUUAUGGAACAGAAACUAUCUCUGGACCCAUCUGGAUCUCUCAAGAAGAGUUAUGCCAGUGAAAACGUACUUGUCAUCAAAAGUGUCCCCCAGCCAACUCAGAAGAAAUUUUCCUUAAAGAGAGACCGAAGUAGUCACCAUUCCCCAACAAGUCUGGAUUGUUUUCCUAAUGGAUCGCAGGAGCAUUUGGAUUCUGGCUUGGGUUCCUAUGAAUGUCAUUCCCCUGAAGCUCCACAGUUUGACCACUACUGCGGAACUGACCACAGGAAGUUCAAACCAUCCACCAGUGGACGGCAUUGCUACGUUCCAACCAAUAGCCAACCCUGUAGUUGCUGCUCCUACCAAUCCCUGAGCUCCAGUGGAGCCAAUCAGCACCACAGCAUGGGCUCCAACUCACCAAACCCAGAACAUAUGGGUUACAGUCAACCCCGUUACCACUCCUAUGGAGGAGGUCCAGUUUACCCACCAGCCAACGUGUCGCAGUAUUCAUUUCCACACAGUAGGGGGCAUCCACCCCACCAGGGUUACUGGUCCGACCAUUAUGGUGGCUAUCCACCAGUGUCCCACAGUUCCAUGCAUGGAGACCAAGGCCGUGGACACUGGUCCCAUUCCAAUCUCAAUCCACAGUGGUCCGAAAGGGAACAAGUGAGGAAGAAGUUGCUGGCAAUUUUCAACGCACGUUUGGUGGAUAGGGCCAUGGACAUGUUCCCCUAUCUCCUAGACCCUCAAAAACUUGCCGUAGAGAUUUUGUCCCAGUCUCAGGAUGGAGCUUUAUAAGUUUCUAUUUUUGAGACUGUUUUUAGUCUUAUCCAAAGGACUUGACAAUAAUAAGUGUAAACUUUUGGCACAGAGUGUGUCCUAACAAGGUAUUAUGCAUUAAAGCAAUUUCUUCAUUGUAAAUCUGAGGUUUGGUCCUGCUGCAACCACAACUAAUUAUUGUGUCAGUUGCUUGGUUUCUAUUUGGGCCAAAAUUCUGCUUCACUUAAGCCCAAAGUAUACUUCGAUUUGACGCGAAUGCUCAGUCAAACGCGAGCCUGGCAAAGUAUACUUAUACUACAAAGUAUAAGUAUACUCACUAUGUGACUGUGCGCGCAUACACAGGCGGUUGGCGCAUACGUGCUAUGACUGCUACGAGCCAACAGACUAUUUCUCUUCAGGAGUUUAGACCCGUAAAGAUGUCUUUAUAGUCCUUCAGACUCGAGUUAUACAACUGCAGGUAUCUUCUGACCUCCUCACACACGCACAUUUGACGUGCACAUCCACUGUUGUUGUUUCCACCUUCGUCUACUGUUGUUUAACAGCGAUUACAUCUUCUUCUGGCGCAUCUUGGUGACAACAACGGCUCAGUUGUGAGUGUUGCCACCUUGUGGACCCACUAAUUGUUGCAUGUGCAUUCUGCACGUUCAAAGACGCGCCUGCACGUGUUCAGUGUUCGCGCACUCUUCUGAUGACGAGAUUUGCGACGUGUUUUGCGUUCGCGUCUGACCGAAGUAUACUUUGGGCUUUAUUUGUAUUUUGAACAUCAGUAAUAUUCUUAUUUGCUGUGAUUCUGUCACUUCGUGCAGCAUUUCGUUUUCAGCAAGGAGAGAAAAAUGGGUAACACUUUAAAAUAAGGUUAUAUUUAUUAACAUUAAUUAACACUAUUGGUUAACAUGAACUUAAAAUGAACAAUACAUUUAGUGCAUUUCUUAAAAUCUUGGUUAAUGUCAAUUUCAACAUAUACUAACAUUUUUUAAAUCAAAAGUUUUAUAUGUUAACAUUAGUUAAUGCACUAAGGAUGAACAUGAACUUACUAUGAACAAUUGUAUUUUUAUUCAUUAACAAAGAUUUAAAAACCUUAUUAUAAAGUGUUACUGAAAAAUGACUUUUAGAUUUUUUUUUUUUU
Molecule: messenger RNA, 3265 nt
Organism: Myxocyprinus asiaticus (Chinese sucker)
Lineage: Eukaryota; Metazoa; Chordata; Actinopteri; Cypriniformes; Catostomidae
Product: ribonuclease ZC3H12A-like
Exons: 6
Coding region: 196-2157 (653 amino acids)
Biological process (GO): nuclear-transcribed mRNA catabolic process, RNase MRP-dependent; 3'-UTR-mediated mRNA destabilization
Cellular component (GO): cytoplasmic ribonucleoprotein granule; nucleus
Molecular function (GO): RNA endonuclease activity; mRNA binding; metal ion binding
Source: RefSeq, a predicted model, not a curated record